Dicrocoelium dendriticum is the source of this 276-nucleotide messenger RNA. The record is from the annotation of a GenBank genome assembly. NCBI's taxonomy places the organism in Eukaryota, Metazoa, Platyhelminthes, Trematoda, Plagiorchiida, Dicrocoeliidae.
AUGACGUAUGCACCAUUGAUCAGCCUCAUUCUUACUAUGUGGUUAGCCAUUAUUUGUUGCGUACCAUUUGACAGAUCUGAUGAGGAAUUGCGUUGGAAAUGGACUCGUCUCAUGGAAUCAAUCCGGUCUCCUAAAGUCAAAGGUAUACAGGAGGUACAGAGUGAAGUCACUCGCAAUGAGAAACAAGGAGAUAUUAAUACUGAGUGGAAGCGAAUACCAUUGGAUGAUUUGGAUGAGAGAGUGAGGACAUACCUUGCAGAUCGGCGACUCGAAUAG